Molecule: messenger RNA, 793 nt
Organism: Effrenium voratum
Lineage: Eukaryota; Dinophyceae; Suessiales; Symbiodiniaceae
Source: the annotation of a GenBank genome assembly
GAGAUCUUGCCGCCUACGCAGAAGUUGGCUGAGGAGAUCUUGCCGCCUACGCAGAAGUUGGCUGAGGAGAUACUGGAAAUGGUGAGGAGAUGUUGCCACCUACACAGCAGUUGGCUGAAGAGAUCUUGCCGCCUACGCAGAAGUUGGCUGAGGAGAUCUUGCCACCUACACAGCAGUUGGCUGAGGCCGAGUCGGCCUUUCGCAAGCGGCAAAGAACUGCGGCCACGCCGGCCACGCCGGCCAUGUCGGCCAUGUCGGCGAUGUCGGCGAGGCAGCACAUUGCAAUCAAGGUUCGGACCUCGAGGAGCUUUCAGGAUUUGGUGACAUUGGGAAGGCAGCUGAAGGAUGGAAGCCCAGAUCCUGCGGUGCCUGCGGUGCCUGCGGUGCCUGCAGUGCCAGCAUUGCCGGCGGUGCCUGCGGCGGUGCCUGCUGUGCCGGUUGUGCCAGAAGCCGAGGAGCCAGAUUGCAGGCAGCGGCUGGAUGACGCGCAGGCGCCAGAUGGCACGCAGAUGCUGGAUGACGCACAGGCGCCAGAUGGCACGCAGAUGCUGGAUGACGCACAGGACUUGCGCUUGCUUAUGCAGAAGCAUAUCUUCCGCUUGGAGGAGGUUGCCGAGCAAACACAUCAGCGGCAGCAGGCAGUGCUGGGCAUCUACAAGGCCCUGGAAGCACUGCUCUAAGACUCGGGGUGCUCAGCGAGCGCUUGGCUGGGGAGCCAGGCAAAUUGGGGGCUGGACGCGAAAGAUGUGCUCUGCACCCUGCACGACCCACCCUUUCGAAUUUUCCAGACGUC